This is a messenger RNA of Sporothrix brasiliensis 5110, 1014 nucleotides long. RefSeq lists its product as uncharacterized. Lineage: Eukaryota; Fungi; Ascomycota; Sordariomycetes; Ophiostomatales; Ophiostomataceae. The record is from RefSeq and is a predicted model, not a curated record. Gene Ontology annotation, biological process: protein phosphorylation; spliceosomal complex assembly; regulation of mRNA processing. The transcript has 3 exons. Gene Ontology annotation, molecular function: protein kinase activity; ATP binding. The coding region runs from base 1 to 1014 and encodes 337 amino acids.
AUGGCAUCGUCUUCUUCUGCUGGCAUCAGCUGGGAUCUCUAUCCCAAAUCUGGUAGGAUCCAACCUCACGAGCCUCUUGAGGGCUACACCUCGGGUGGCUUUCAUCCAGUCACCCUGGGCGACGCUCUUUGCAACGGACGAUAUGUCAUCCGUCACAAACUCGGCUUUGGACAGCAGUCCACCGUCUGGCUGGCUUGGGACAACGAGCAUGCCAACAACAGCAACGCACGCCCUUGGGUGGCUGUGAAAAUCAAGAAGGCCACUGCCUCCGCCGACAGCCUCUUCCACGACGGCGAAGUGGGCGUUCUCGGCAUCCUGGAGCGUCACUACCGCGGCACCAACCAGCAGGGCCCGCGCACUUUCCUCCUGCUUCUCGACGCCUUCCGCCAUGCCGGUCCCAAUGGAAUACAUAAUUGUAUUGUGACGGAAGUGCUCGGCCACACCUUGGAGGAUCUCUUCAGCAGCUACCCCGCCGACGGUGACUUGCUGCCCCCCGACUUGGUGCUUCGUUACUCCCAGCAACUUUUGCAGGGGCUUGACAUGGUGCACCGCCUUGGCAUUGCCCACGGUGACAUUUGUCCCGCCAACAUUGCCUUGACUUGCGACCAAGCCCAGAAAAACCCCGACACCUUCCUUGCCACAGUCGGUGCCAACCCACGCACCGUCGCCUACGAGAGUGAUGCUCCCCGUCCCGCCAGCCUCCCCAAGCAGCUCAUCGCAUGCGCCGUCUGGGACGCCUGGUAUGUGGACCGCGAGACGGAUGUCCGCAUCUUGGACUGGGGCUCCGCGUUCCACAUGGCCGAAAAUGUGACGCGCCCGGCCCAGCCCGCCAGACUCCGCCCGCCAGAGACCUUUUUCGAGCAUCACGUCAACUUCACCCAUGAUCUGUGGAUGGCUGGUAGCGUGAUCUACUCCAUGGUUUUCCAGGCAGCACCGAUUGCCAGCGUCACAGCACCUGACCACGCCAUUGUUUAUGAGCUUGUCGCCAAGUUUGGCCCCUUGCCAGCGGCCUAG